UCUUUGGGUGGCUUUCAUGUUCGCAGGGGAAUUCCUUUAGAGCUCGUUUCCGAGGAAGUGAACAAAGCCAAAUCUGUGUCUCAAACUCCAAGGACUAUGAACGAGAUGCCUGCAGGCGAAGAAUAACGUGAAUAUAACGAAGAAGGUCAAUAUGACCGUAAAGGAGGUGGACUGUUAGGAAAAAAAAAAAAAAUUCCUGGCUGCCUUUGAGAGGACUUUAAGAUACACAGCAUAGGUGAAAAGGGUGAUUCACCAGUUCAUUUCUGUGACAAAUGUGAUCUGCCUGUUAAAAUCUAUGGGCGAAUGAUUCCGUGCAAGCAUGCUUUUUCCUAUCACUGUGCUAAUUUAUGCAGAGAUAAAAUGUGUCCAACCUGUAGUUGUCCUGUGCUGAGAACUGAGGCACAUAUACGAGGUUCUAUCUUCCUGUGUGGCACUGUUCAGGGAUGCAAGAAAACAUAUUUGUCAAGAGACUUACAGGUUCAUAUCAACAACUGCCAUAAGAUGGCUGGAAAAUUUACCUGUGCUUCACUUGAAAAAGUUCAUCCUUGUAUUGCUUUACCACCAACUGAAAGCUCUGAAAUCCCUGAAAUGCUGCUAGACAAGGACCAUAUAAGCCAUAUUCCACCAGAGCAGCACACCGUCAUGCCACCACCUCCUGUGCAGCAUGUGCCACACAAGCAUAGUCAGCCAUGUGUGGAUAUUCGUGAGCCUCCAGCAGAAUUGUCUCCACUUCCAUCUCCUUCGGUCCAUCAGGAAAUCGUUUGUAUUUCAAUGAGAACACACAGCAAUUUAAUUAUUGUCCCUACUCAGGAAAACGAAAAUUCUGGUCUUAAAGAGCUGCCAUCUCCUGCUCCACCACCUGCUUACCAUCAUCCUGAAUAUCAGAGUCAUCUAGUGGUAUCGUACCCUCAUCAUAUUAUGCCUCCAAAGCAAAAUUAUGCACCACCUCCAUCUUCUCUACCACCAGUAAAUCAUCCGAUGCCAUAUUCUCCCCAGGACGCAGGUACUCCUCACUGUGUUUGUAGCCAAGUGCCACCUCUAUCCAUGAGCUCUGAUCCAUCACCAAUAAUCUCUUCCCCUAGAUAUAUUAUUGCUCAGGUGCCACCUUAUGUGAAUUCUCCUCCAGGAUCUCACCUAUCUUAAAAUAGUGAUCCAUAUGUAAGUGAAUUUCCUCUUAACCAUUAUAAUCCUGACUCUUUACCCCAGUUUAUUGAAGAUCAAGGAACUCUGAGCCCUCCAUUUACACAAACUGGUGGAUUAAGUCUUUGUAUAUGGCCUGUAUUGAAAGGACUGCCACCUCAUUCACCAAUACAGGGCCCAACUUCUUCAACCCUAUUUCCUGGAUCACAUUAUUCAGAUCAGACAAGAUAUAGAGUAUCUCAACAAUGA
Molecule: messenger RNA, 1389 nt
Organism: Cynocephalus volans (Philippine flying lemur)
Lineage: Eukaryota; Metazoa; Chordata; Mammalia; Dermoptera; Cynocephalidae
Gene: CBLL2
Product: Cbl proto-oncogene like 2
Biological process (GO): protein ubiquitination; regulation of cell adhesion
Molecular function (GO): ubiquitin protein ligase activity
Source: RefSeq, a predicted model, not a curated record